Messenger RNA from Paramuricea clavata, 1080 nucleotides. NCBI's taxonomy places the organism in Eukaryota, Metazoa, Cnidaria, Anthozoa, Malacalcyonacea, Plexauridae. The record is from the annotation of a GenBank genome assembly.
GGAUAUAUUUUAUUGAAAAAAUAUCGCAACACGAAUGUUAAAAGUGCAAAUAUUUCGAAGAUUUACGUGACCCAGUAGGCCGCCAUAUUGGAUUUUCUGAAUUCGAAAAAAAAAAAAAAAAAGAAAAAAAGCAUGGCAACGUACCAGAUUCCAGCACCAGAACCAAUGAAUUGCAAUGGCGAUGUCGCAAACAACUGGAAGAGUUUUCAUGAAGCAUAUGAAGAUUAUUUAAUAGCAACAGGCUUAGAUCAGAAAGACAAGAAAGUUCAAGUGGCCACGUUGAAAAGUCUAAUGGGAACUGAGUGCAAGAAAAUACUUAAAAGACUUCAAUUAUCAGAGGCCGAUAUGAAAGAUCCAGCUAUUAUUCUUGCAAAGCUGCAAGACCAUUUCGUACCAGUACGAAAUAUUCUGUAUGAGAGAUAUAUUUUCCAUAACACUGAACAGCAAGUACAUGAAACUAUUGACCAGUUUCUUAUAAAGCUCAGGCAAUUAGCUGAGCCAUGUAACUUUGGAACACUAGAAGAUGAGAUGGUGAGAGACCGUCUGGUUCUUGGCUGUCGGGACAGUGCGGCCAGGACCAGGCUUUUCCGCGAGAAAGAUUGCACUCUCAAGAAAGCUAUAGAGUCCCUUCGUAUAAGUGAGACCACAAGUGAACAACUGAAGAAAAUAGAGAGAGAAGACAAUCAAGAGCCUGUCAAUUAUGCUCAGAGACAAGAUGCAAAGAAACAGAAUGUUUCAAAAUCAGUAGAUCGACAAAGAAAAGAGAGCGGGAACCAACUUAAACAAGGUGGCAAAUGCAAGUAUUGUGGUGGAGCUCAUGAACGGGACAAACAUAAGUGUCCAGCCUUUGGCAAGUCGUGCCGAAAGUGUGGAAAGGCAAAUCAUUUCCAAUCAGUUUGCAUGCAGAAGCAAGGAGUUAACCUUAUGAAUGAAGAAUCAUCAGAUGACGAGUAUGCCUUUUAUGUCGAAACUGUUGACGCAAUAAGACAUGUAGAAAGAAAGCGUUAUUUUGUAUCCCUUUCCUUUUGGGAUAAGGACGGUGGUUAAAGUCAAAUCCAAUGCCAGCUUGACACAGGAGCC